CUGAAUACCCAUGAGUCUGUUGGCGGAGGGUAGCGCUCACCCUGGCUGAUCGUCCCGUGGCUUGCCUCUAUUUGUUGGAUGAGUUUCUCUGGAAGAUGGAUCACAGUGGGAUCCUGGCUAGUCUAAUACUGGCUACUGUUCUCCCCCAAGGGAGCCCCUUCAAGAUAGAAGUGACCGAAUACGAGGACAAAGUAUUUGUGAAUUGCAACACCAGCGUCAUGCAUCUAGAUGGAACUGUGGAAGGAUGGUUUAAAAAGAAUCAAACAGUCAACUUGGGCAAAGGCAUCCUGGACCCACGAGGGAUGUAUCUGUGUAAUGGGACAGAUGAGCUGGCGAAGGAGAUGUCUACUGUUCAAGUGUAUUACCGAAUGUGCCAGAACUGUGUGGAGCUGGACUCGGUCACCAUGGCUGGUGUCAUCAUAGCUGACCUCAUCGCGACUCUGCUCCUGGCUUUGGGAGUCUACUGCUUUGCAGGACAUGAGACCGGAAGGCUUUCUGGGGCUGCUGACAUUCAAGCCCUGCUGAAGAAUGAGCAGCUGUAUCAGCCUCUUCGAGAUCGUGACGAUGCCCAGUACAGCCGUCUUGGAGGGAAUUGGCCCCGGAACAAAAGAUCUUGAGAUGGAGGUUUCUCACAGUGCCAUAUCAACGGUGCCUUCCCCCACUGUGCUCAACCAAUAAAGAUGUGUUCCUUCAGUCA
This is a messenger RNA of Grammomys surdaster, 697 nucleotides long. It is a transcript of the gene Cd3d, whose product is annotated as CD3d molecule. The record is from RefSeq and is a predicted model, not a curated record. Gene Ontology annotation, cellular component: external side of plasma membrane; alpha-beta T cell receptor complex; membrane. The transcript has 5 exons. Gene Ontology annotation, biological process: positive thymic T cell selection; cell surface receptor signaling pathway. Bases 96 to 617 code for a protein of 173 amino acids. Gene Ontology annotation, molecular function: transmembrane signaling receptor activity. NCBI's taxonomy places the organism in Eukaryota, Metazoa, Chordata, Mammalia, Rodentia, Muridae.